AUGGAUACCAACAACAACAAGAACAAAAACUAUAACACCUCUCCACUCUCUCAUCAUCAAAACAAACCCAUCAUUCAUGAAUUCGAUUUUUUCUCUCUAAAUAGCACCAACCAUGCAUCUACUUCUGCGCCUCCCUCUCAUCAUUACACCCCCUCUUCUCUUCCUGAAUUCAAAGUAAACACUAGUUUGAAUCUUCUUACCACAAACACAAGCAGUGAUGAAUCCAAGGUGGAACCUGACAUAUCAACUAAUUCGGAAGACAAAAAAGUUGUUGAUCUUCAAGCUGAGCUUGAGAGAAAGAAGGCCGAGAAUCACCAGCUGAGGAACAUGUUUGAUGAGGCUAAGAUGAAUUACGAGGCGCUGCGCAUGCAUAUGUUGAGUUUGAUGCAGGAGGAGAGAAAGGUAGAGGAUUGUAAAGAAGAGGAACAAGAUGUUGCGAAUGACGAUGAGGAAGGUUCUAAGGAUGAAGAAGUUUUGUUUGAUCAUGAUAACAAGGAAUCUGAUCGCGGAAAUGAAAGAAAUGAUAGUCCUUCAAACCAAGUUUUAGGUGCUAAUAAUAAUGAUACUAAUAAUGUUUCAAAUUUUAGUCCUCAAACUAAUGUGGAAGAAGCUGAGGCAUCAAUGAAGAAAGCAAAGGUUUCAGUUCGAGCUCGAUCUGAGGCUAAUAUGAUCAAUGAUGGGUGUCAAUGGAGAAAGUAUGGACAGAAGAUGGCGAAAGGAAAUCCGUUUCCUCGAGCUUAUUAUCGAUGCACCAUGGCUUUAAAUUGUCCUGUGAAAAAACAGGUACAAAGGUGUGCCGAGGACAAAUCGAUAUUGGUAACAACAUACGAAGGAAAUCACAACCAUGCUUUGCCACCAGCAGCUAUAGAAAUGGUACAACAAACAUCAUCAGCUGCAAGAAUGUUACUAUCAGGACCAAUGACAAGUCCUGAUGGACUAAUGAAUCCAAAUUUUCUCACAAGAACAGUGUUUCCUUCUUCUUCAAGCAUUGCAACUAUUUCGGCAUCAGCUCCAUUUCCAACCAUUACAUUGGACUUAACUCAAUCACCAAAUAAUCCAUUACAGUUUCCUACUCAGACAUUGUUUAAUCACUCACGAUUUUCAGGACUUCAAAUGUCUCAAGAUGCAGAAACUUCUCAAUCUCAACAGACAUCACAGAAUCUUACAGCUGAUCCUGACUUGACUGCAGUUUUGGUAGCUGCUCUUACUUGCAUGAUUGGGGCUCCACAACCAAACAAUAACAACACAAAAACCAAUAACAAUAAUGGAAAUGUUAUAUAA
Vicia faba (fava bean) is the source of this 1281-nucleotide messenger RNA. The record is from the annotation of a GenBank genome assembly. Lineage: Eukaryota; Viridiplantae; Streptophyta; Magnoliopsida; Fabales; Fabaceae.